AUGGCAGAUCAUCAGAAAGAGAUAGAAGAAUUCGGUAGCAACGACGACUUUUGGCUCUUCGGCUAUGGAAGUUUGAUAUGGAAGCCACCACCACACUUCGACCAACGUGUGCCUGGCUACAUAGAAGGCUACGUGCGACGCUUUUGGCAGGCGAGUGAAGAUCACAGAGGUACACCCGAAGCGCCCGGCCGUGUAGUAACGCUCAUCGACCGCGCACACUGGGACACGUUGUCAGACCACCACGAGCCCACCGAGCGCGUCUGGGGCGCCGCCUACCACAUCCCAGCGGCCAAAGUGCCAGAGGUCCGCGAGUACCUUGACAUCCGUGAAAUCAAUGGCUACAGCAUACAGUUCACGCCCUUCCAUCCGGCUGCAGAGUCCACACCUAUCCGCUGCCUAGUCUACAUAGGACUACCAGAGAACCCGCAGUUCCUUGGUCCGCAAGAUCCCGAUGCGUUGGCGAAGAAGAUUCUGGAAAGCACAGGCCCGAGCGGGGAGAACAGGGAGUAUUUAUUCAAUCUUGAAAAGGCGCUGUUGGGUUUGAGUGAGGAAAGUGGGGAUAAACAUAUCAGCGACCUCGUUGCACGUUGCAGGAAGAUCGAGGCUGAGGGGAAAGAUGCAGUGGGCGGCAGGUAG
This is a messenger RNA of Ascochyta rabiei, 636 nucleotides long. RefSeq lists its product as uncharacterized. The coding region runs from base 1 to 636 and encodes 211 amino acids. Gene Ontology annotation, biological process: glutathione catabolic process. Gene Ontology annotation, molecular function: gamma-glutamylcyclotransferase activity; glutathione specific gamma-glutamylcyclotransferase activity. The record is from RefSeq and is a predicted model, not a curated record. NCBI's taxonomy places the organism in Eukaryota, Fungi, Ascomycota, Dothideomycetes, Pleosporales, Didymellaceae. The transcript is spliced from 6 exons. Gene Ontology annotation, cellular component: cytoplasm.